Striga asiatica is the source of this 639-nucleotide messenger RNA. The record is from the annotation of a GenBank genome assembly. Lineage: Eukaryota; Viridiplantae; Streptophyta; Magnoliopsida; Lamiales; Orobanchaceae.
UACGCCCGAGAAGAUGAUGAUCUGGAGACUCUGGAACGUGAUGUGAGGGAAGAAUCCGGAUGGAAACUUGUUCAUGGGGAUGUUUUUCGACCAUCCCAAAACUUAGCUCUGCUUUCAGCUGUUGUUGGAACUGGGGCUCAGCUAGCAACACUUGUUCUGCUCGAGAGGAGCAAUUGUCACAACCUUUAUUGUAUGUUACGCUUUUACAUCAUUUAUUGCUGGUUAUGUAAAACAUGGAUAAAGUCAAUGAUCCUAACGGCAUCACUUUUCCCUUUUGUUUGUUUCGGAAUUGGCUUCAUCUUGAACACGAUUGCCAUAUUCUAUGGUUCUCUAGCCGCCAUACCUUUUGGCACGAUGUUGCUCGUUUUUGUCAUUUGGGCUUUUGUUUCUUUCCCGUUGGCACUUCUCGGGACUAUUGUCGGGAAAAACUCGAGUGGUGUCCCUAACAAUCCUUGCCGAGUGAAGACUAUCCCUCGUCCAAUCCCGGAUAAGAAGUGGUAUCUCACGCCUUCAGUUAUCUCUCUCAUGGGAGGUUUGCUUCCUUUUGGCAGCAUUUUUAUUGAGAUGUAUUUCGUCUUCACGUCCUUUUGGAAUUACAAGGUACCUUUUGUUUUGUUUGACGUGCUUUUUUUUUUUUAA